Molecule: messenger RNA, 3345 nt
Organism: Rubroshorea leprosula
Lineage: Eukaryota; Viridiplantae; Streptophyta; Magnoliopsida; Malvales; Dipterocarpaceae
Source: the annotation of a GenBank genome assembly
UCCCACUUUAUUACCCCAAAUGACAGAUCUAUACCCGACAUCAACGUGUGCUCUCCAAAAUCUAGCUGGUUUCGUUUUCAUUCUGAAUCUUUUUUCCAUUUCCAUUUCCAUUUUUUUCUUCUGAUCUUGGGUCACCCUUUAUAUAAUUGAAUAAAAUACUAUAGAUUUACGGGAAUUAGUCAAAUUUUUAGGCUGUCUCCAACUUAAAACCAGAUAGUUCUUCCCGAGAUUUGCGUGCAGUUUGUCUAUUUAGUAUUUCUUCUAUAUUAUUAGUUUUUUGAAACUUGGUCAAGUUCCAGAAGGGUGGUGCAUCAGAUUUACUUUCUACUCUGCGGGGAUUCACAUCUUGAGCUCAUAUGAUCUUCAAGGUGCUGUCUUGUGAUUCAGCUGUUUCUCUGAUUGAUGACUAGAAGAAGUUGUCCUGGUGCUGUUCCUUAUUUCGCAUAACCCGUCAAGUUGAGCUUGGAGGGAUUUGGCGCAGUUAAUUCUAGGAUUUGCUGUGAUGGGUCAUGAAAGAUUUGGAUUGUUCAUCUGGGUGUGGUCAGUUUUGUGUUUGGUGUGCUUGUCUAGUGGAUUUAAUCCCACAGACAAUUACCUUAUUGAUUGUGGAUCUUCCACCAAUACUACAGUAGGAGGUCGAGUUUUCAUGGGUGACAACUUGGCCUCGAAGUAUCUUUCUUCCUCUCAAAGUGUCCUCGCAAGCACUUCCAAAUCUGAUCCCUCCACUGAUUAUUCAACACUCUAUCAAACAGCCAGAAUUCUUACCAGUGUCUCAAAGUUCACAUUUCCUAUUGGCCGGAAAGGGAGGCACUGGAUUCGUCUUUAUUUCUACCCUUUUGUUUAUACUAGUUACAAUAUGAAUUUGGCAAAUUUUGCUGUUUCUACCCAAAAUCAUGUCCUCCUCAGUAAUUUCAGUGUCACUACUGAUGUUGUCAAGGAAUUUUCUGUCAAUCUAACCUCAGAUAAGCUUGUUCUCACCUUCACUCCUUCCGACAAUUCAUUCGCAUUUUUAAAUGCCUUGGAAGUUGUUUCAGUCCCUGACGAGCUCAUUAUUGAUGAUGCCACUAGGCUUAGUACGAAUCAAAAUUUCCUAGGUCUGUUAUGGCAGGCUCUGGAGACAGUUUAUAGGGUGAACAUGGGGGGACCUAUGAUCUCCUUUGAGAAUGAUACCCUGGGGAGAACUUGGGUGCCAGAUCAGAGCUACCUCGUGCAAAAAAAUCUUGCUACUAAUGUAUCUAAUAUUGAAGCAGUGAAGUAUCCACAAGAUGGGGCAACACCAGACACUGCUCCAAAGACAGUUUAUGGUACAUGCACCCGGAUGAACUCCGAAGGUGAUCCCAACAGCAACUUCAACAUCACUUGGGAGUUUGAUGUGGAUCCAGGAUUUCAAUACCUUGUUAGAUUUCACUUUUGUGAUAUUGUCAGCAAAUCUCUGAACCAACUCUACUUCAAUCUUUAUAUUGGCUACGUGAUCGCUUGUCAGCCCGUCGAUCUGAGUGUUUUGGCUACUAAUCAACUGGCUGUUGCUUUGUAUAUGGAUUAUGUGGUGGCAUCGAACACUAAUAAUAAGCUUCGUGUGAGUGUUGGCCCUUCUCCUCUACAUGGCACAUACCCAGAUGCCAUUCUAAAUGGACUGGAAAUCAUGAAAAUGAACAAUUCUGAUGGCAGCCUCAGCGGGUUGGGCUCUGUUGCUUCAGAUUCAAGUGCAAAGAAGAAAGUUGGUGUGAUAGUUGGCGUGAGCAUUGCAGCUGCUUUUGCAGUGGUUUUGGCAGCGUUUCUCUUUGUAUGCAAUAGAAGAAGAAGAUUGGCACGUCAAGGCCUCUCAAAGACAUGGAUUCCUUUGUCAAUUAAUGGAGGAAAUUCUCACACCAUGGGGAGUAAGUACUCCAAUGUGACUACUGCUAGUAUCAAUUCUAACUUGGGGUACCGUUUUCCUUUUGUGGCUGUCCAGGAGGCCACAAACAACUUUGAUGAGAGUUGGGUUAUUGGUAUUGGUGGUUUUGGUAAGGUUUACAAGGGAGUUUUGAAUGAUGGCACCGUGGCAGUUAAGAGGGGAAAUCCAAAGUCCCAGCAAGGGCUUGCAGAGUUCCGGACUGAGAUUGAGAUGCUAUCCCAAUUCCGCCAUCGCCACCUGGUUUCAUUAAUUGGCUACUGUGAUGAAAGGAAUGAGAUGAUUUUGAUCUAUGAAUAUAUGGAAAAUGGAACUCUUAAGAGUCAUCUCUAUGGCUCAGGUCUUCCCAGCUUGAGUUGGAAACAGAGGCUUGAGAUAUGCAUUGGAGCAGCUAGAGGACUACAUUACCUUCACACUGGAUAUGCAAAAGCAGUUAUUCAUCGUGAUGUGAAGUCGGCAAACAUACUGCUUGAUGAGAAUCUCAUGGCAAAAGUUGCUGAUUUUGGUCUAUCAAAGACUGGACCUGAGAUUGAUCAGACUCAUGUGAGUACUGCUGUAAAAGGAAGUUUUGGGUAUCUGGAUCCUGAAUAUUUCAGAAGGCAACAAUUGACAGAGAAAUCAGAUGUGUAUUCAUUUGGUGUGGUUCUGUUUGAAAUUCUUUGUGCAAGACCUGUGAUAGAUCCAACUCUUCCUAGGGAAAUGGUGAACUUAGCUGAAUGGGCAAUGAAAUGGCAGAAAAAAGGGCAGUUGGAACAAAUAAUAGAUCCUGCUCUUGUGGGAAAGAUCAGGCCGGAUUCUCUUAGAAAGUUUGGAGAAACUGCUGAGAAGUGCUUGGCUGAUUUCGGUGUUGACAGGCCCUCUAUGGGAGAUGUCUUAUGGAAUCUAGAGUAUGCAUUUCAACUUGAGGAGGCAGUCAUUCAAGGUGAUCCGGAUGAAAACAGCACUAACAUGAUCGGGGAGCUUUCUCCACAAGUCAACAAUUUCGGUCAGCAUGAUGAUCGUUCUGUUUCCACCACACCGUUUGAAGUGUCAAGUGUUGAUGAUCUCUCUGGUGUUUCAAUGAGUAAGGUGUUUUCACAACUGGUGAAGUCUGAAGGCAGGUGAGUCAUCCAAGAAGGUUCUAUUUACUGGUUUAGCAUCUCAUUUAACACUACUUCUGUGGUUUGCCUCUGCCCUGUGAUCAAUUCGCUGCUUGUCAAGUUGGAUUAGUUAGGUAUCAUUUUUCUUCGUUCUGUUUUAAAAGUUAGCAUUCUAAAUUUGUUCAGAUAUAUUUGCUUUGUCUUGUGAUGGCGUAGAAACCAAACAAAAUCGUUUGUGGUGUUCUGAUAUUAGAAGUACAAAAUGUGUUGAGAUUUUUCUUGUACAGAAGGAAUGUGGUGUGUUAAAGCAAGUUUUAGGAAAUUUGAUAAGUACCCUUGCAUUUGAAUGUUAUGUUGCCUGUUUCUGUCAAUUUC